Messenger RNA from Uloborus diversus, 832 nucleotides. RefSeq names its product cell adhesion molecule DSCAM-like. NCBI's taxonomy places the organism in Eukaryota, Metazoa, Arthropoda, Arachnida, Araneae, Uloboridae. Gene Ontology annotation, biological process: dendrite self-avoidance; homophilic cell-cell adhesion; axon guidance. The record is from RefSeq and is a predicted model, not a curated record. The transcript has 4 exons. Bases 1 to 744 code for a protein of 247 amino acids. Gene Ontology annotation, cellular component: plasma membrane; axon. Gene Ontology annotation, molecular function: cell-cell adhesion mediator activity.
AUGGAUAUAACUUCGCGAUGGAUUCUGUACAGAACUGGUAAACCACCUCCUGGUGCUAGGCAAAGUGGAUAUGCCAAGAAAUUUACCCUAAAUUAUUUCCAAUGGACUGUCAUCUGCCUCGUUUUGUGUUUUAAGGAUAUUCAUUGUCAAGACAGGAUACGAAUCCAGCCCUUCCACUUUCCGAGCAACGUCAAGGAAGGUUUGAAAGUCCAAGCUCUCUGUAGUUUACUAGAAGGAGAAGCUCCUGUUCAUUUCACAUGGCAGAAAGAUGGAGAAUCUUUACUUUCCAAUGAUAAUGUCAAUAUGAUGGCUCAUGGUGAUUUUUCAAGACUUGUGAUUAACAAUGUGGACGUGCAAAGCUCAGGAAACUACACGUGCAUCGCGAAGAAUAAUCGAGGACAAGACAUGCACUCGGCUCACCUUGCUGUCAGAGGUCCCCCAAAGUGGCUCCGGGAACCAACGGACACAUCAACUUCCGUGGGGGAGUCUGUGACCCUGACCUGCGCGACCUUUGGAUAUCCUACGCCGGACGUUAUCUGGAGGAAAGCAAACGACACUUUCCCCGAUCACUGGACGCAGUUGACUAGUAGCCAGCAUCUUAAAGUUGAAAACAAUGGAUCUUUAACCAUCCUUAGCGUCCAGAAUGAAGAUUCUGGAUCAUACCAAUGUCAAGUCAGCAACGGUAUUGGUGAGGGCCUCCAAAAAACUGUAUCGCUCAGUAUUAAAGGUAAAACAGCUGGCUAACAUUUAGAACAUGGGCACAUAAUCUUCGUUGAUUUGUCAAAUAUUCGGUUCUACAGUUAACCGUUGUUCGAAUGUGUAGGUACAUCAU